Messenger RNA from Phlebotomus argentipes, 440 nucleotides. RefSeq names its product small integral membrane protein 12-A. The transcript has 2 exons. NCBI's taxonomy places the organism in Eukaryota, Metazoa, Arthropoda, Insecta, Diptera, Psychodidae. Bases 129 to 389 code for a protein of 86 amino acids. The record is from RefSeq and is a predicted model, not a curated record.
CAUGUUUAUUUCUAGCAGUGCACAAGUGAUAAAGUCGGUGUGAUAUUUUGAGGCAAAUUUACACGCUUUUCCCACUGCAAAGCCACCCUCGGCGAACCUCAUCCACCCCCUGGUCCUCCACAAACGCGAUGUGGCCUGUUGUGCUGGGAUUCUUGCGCUCGAACGCUGUGUACAUCACGCUGCCGGUCGCAGCUGUCAUCGGCUUCGUGGGCUACAAUUUGGAGAACCUUCUGUCGGACAAAUACACGCCGUACAGCAAGUCCAUCCAAGAGAACCGCGCCGAGCGCCUGACUGACGACGGGAGGCUGCAAAAUGCGGAAAAUGUGGAAAAACUCCGACUGCGUGAGGAUGUUCUUGAGAGGAAUUUAUCACCGUCAUUACGUAAAUAAAUUGCGCCCUGAUAUUGUGUAUAUAGCGUAAUAAAAGGAUACUGUAUAGAA